AUGGAAGCCGCACGCCCUGAGCCUUUGGAAUCCUUGGCCCAGGAUCAGAAGGCGCAAAUCUACGUCUCCUCGGAGGACUCGGAGCAGAUGAACCACGUGAGGAUCCUGGAUUCCGAGGGCAGCAUCGAAGCCGAGCUCUCUGGCGAGAUCCUGGUGAAUCCCGAGGAGAAGGUCGCAAGGGAGCUUUCGGUGGAGGUGCAAAAUCCAGAGCUGAAGCCUGCCGGGACCUUCUCCUGGCGCUUCAUGCUGCUCACUGGCCUAUGCCUGCUUCCCUGGCACUGUGCGAAGUGGCUCGCUUCUGCAAGCUGCGAGCUGAGUGCCCUCGAGGGGCAGCUGCCAUGGUGGCGAGGGCUUCUGGCCGUGGGUUAUCUUUUUCCUGCCCUUCCCGGCCUCGUGCAAAGCUUCACCGUGAGUUUGGCAGGCGAGAUGCCUUCGCACCUCACCUGCAUUCAAGCAUUGGCUCGCUUCAUGCGGACAAUGGGGUCUGGGAUUCCAGAGUUUCGGGAGUACGGCUCUUUCGUAGGCGGACGUCUGGAUUCCUUCAAUCCUAGGAGUUUGACUGCAGUGGCCGAUCCUCUGAGGCUAUUCACCCAUGCCAUGAGCAGCGUGGCACUUGUCGCAAUGAUUCUGAUAGGCUUGCUGCAGUUGGCAGACCUGCCUAAAGUCAUGAUCACAGCCAUAACGAUCUUCGUCAUGGGGCCGAUGCUUCAGUACUACCGUGGCCGAGCCAGACAUGUUCACCGAAGAUUCUGGUCUUGCCUGCAGUGGGGACUUGCACAACUUCUGGGAACUCUCGGAACCGCAGUCGUCAUGACGGCCAUAGUCCUUGUCUACAUCUUCCUGAUCUCACAGGGCCAGCUCCUCAUUGCCAACAUGUGCCUACCGGUGGCAACCUCCCUGACAGAGAUGGGCAUGGUGAUGUGUACUGCUCGGAUGUAUACUCGCCUAGUCUUCACGAAACGGCCGGAAGUGUCUGGCGACAUGUCAUACCUUCCCAUGCCCGCCAUGAUCAUGACCGCCCACGCCUUCGCGGAGUCCGUGCGUCUGGUGUCGCUCUGGGCCGGCGCAGUGAGAUCCGGUAGUUUCAGCUGGGUCGGCGCGGCCUUGUGGAGUCUUUUGCUCAAUGUCCUGAACCGCCUGGGCUGGAUCCGCUACGGCACCUUUCGGAUCCUGAAGCCGCUGUUGGGCACCGAGAUGAGCCUGGGACUCUUCGCGCCCACCAGCUGGUCGAAGCUGCACGACGAGCUGAAGAUCUACGGCGGCUACUUCCGAUUCAUCGUCCCUCUCGCUCUGAUCGCCGCUCGAGCCCUGCUCUUCCAAGAUCUCAGGGUGACGGGGGCAAAGGCCCCGGCCUUCAACCUCUCCGGCGCUUGCGCCAUCCCUGCCUUGCUGCUCCUGGAGCUGUUGGAAGAUCGCGUUGUGCUCCACGAGCUGCUGCCCAUGGGUCCGAUCCCGGCAGAAGUCUUGGAGACGAAGGUGCAGCCCAACAACAGCGACCCCGGGGCCCUCAUCAGCGUUGAGAUUCGGCCCAGCCGCCCUAGGAUGACGGCCACUGCCCAGGACGCCUGGCGCAUGAAGGAGCUGGAUUCCAAGGGCACACGCAGGAUCUCCACCGUUCAAUCUGUGGUCCCACAACAGCCGCCGGAGCUCGUCGACCACCGCCGGUCGCUGGGGACGCGCCGAUUUACCUUCCGGUCCCAGCUGCGGAGACGACUGGGCCAGGAGAGAGAGGUAAUCCCGGCUCUGCUGUUGCAGGGCUUGAGGGAGAUGCCCUUCAAGGCCCACCUCACUAUGGGGAUGGUCAUGUGCUUCUUCACAUCGGAGUGGCUGGAGGCUGCUCUCGGCCCAGGCUUCAUGAAAGGUCUCUGUGAGACGUCGAAUUUGAAGCCCCUGACUUUGCUCUGGCAGCCUGUCCCCUUAGAGUGCUGA
Messenger RNA from Symbiodinium sp. CCMP2592, 1929 nucleotides. The record is from the annotation of a GenBank genome assembly. NCBI's taxonomy places the organism in Eukaryota, Dinophyceae, Suessiales, Symbiodiniaceae.